GUUGGGAUCGUUUGAAGCAGUUUUUUGAAAAAUUCUCUAUUUGUAAUUCGACUUUUUUCCCCUUUGAAGAGCCUGUGGGCGAAGAACUGGCGUUGAGUUCUACUUUUCUACUGACUCAAAAUAUCAAUUGAGUUGGUUCAUCUGUAAAUAUUAAUCAUCGUAGUUUAUACACAGUUUGUUCAAUUGCCUUCCAAAAGAGUUACGCCCAUCUCCCGACUGAAAUAUGCUACGCAUUUUGCAUAAAACGCAAGAGUCAGUACGUGUUGGAUCCUUGUUAAAAUGAAACAUGAAAGAAAAGCACUAUGGUUGCGAGCAUAGAACUCAAACGUUAUACAAAAAUAAUGAUUUUGGGAUUGAUUUGGGAAUCAACUGUCGGAAUUUUCUGUCGGGGGAAAAGUACAGAACUUGAAGUUGUUUCUGUUCCAGAAUGUGAUUCAGUUGAUUCCAACCAUUUUGCCAACAGUGAUAAUUUGAAUUAUAGCGAGACUAACAGCAAAAGGGUUUCCUUGGAUCGCUGGAAUUUAACAUCCCAAAAGUUAAUAGAUUCUUUUCCACUUGAUCCUAUUAAAGAAAAUUAUGUACGUCAAGUGAGGGAUUGUAUUUUUUCAGCAGUUCAUCCAGAACCUUUCACGUCAGCAAUUAAGCUGGUAGCAGUUUCAAAGGAAGUUGUGGAAGACCUAUUGGAUUUAGAUCUGUCUAUAACAGAGACCAAGGAGUUUAUUCGAUUUGUUAGUGGUGUACAAAUUCUACCUGGAUCUGUGCCUCUCACUCAUAGAUAUGGCGGUCAUCAGUUUGGAGUCUGGGCUGGCCAGCUGGGUGAUGGAAGAGCCCAUUUGCUUGGAGCAUACACCAAUAGGCAUGGCACAAGAUGGGAGCUUCAGCUGAAAGGUUCUGGGAAAACCCCUUAUUCUCGAGAUGGUGAUGGGCGUGCUGUUCUCCGCUCUUCAGUAAGAGAGUUUCUUUGUAGUGAGGCCCUGAAUUAUCUUGGGAUACCUACCACCAGAGCAGCCAGUCUGGUUGUGAGCAAUGAUGAUGUGAAGAGGGAUCAGUUCUACAAUGGGAAUGUGAGGAAUGAAAAAGGUGCAAUAGUUCUUCGUGUAGCUAAAUCAUGGUUUCGUUUUGGAUCACUGGAAAUUUUGGCAUAUUCUGGAGAAACUGAAUUAUUAAGGAAACUGGUGGAUUUCAUUAUAAAACUACAUUUUCCUUUGAUAAAUGUAACCAGCUCAAAUAGGUAUUUGGAAUUUUUCUCUCAAGUUGUGACUGAUACUUCAUACCUCAUCGCACAAUGGAUGUCAGUGGGAUUUGCACAUGGUGUGUGUAAUACAGACAACUUCAGUGUACUCUCUAUAACAUUAGAUUAUGGUCCUUUUGGCUUUAUGGAUUUCUAUGAUCCAAAUUUUGUGCCAAAUACAUCUGAUGAUGAAAGCCGAUAUAAGAUAGGAAACCAAGCCAAUGUUGGGAGAUAUAAUCUUGACAAACUGCGGAACGCUCUGAAGUCUUUAUUGAACCCUAAGCAACAGCUGUUGACUGAACAAAUAUUAAAAGGAUAUCCUGAACUUUAUCAGACCAAAUUAAUGGAAUUGUUCAGAGCAAAGUUGGGCUUGAUUGGACAUGAUAAUAAUGAUGACUAUUUGAUUGCCUACUUGUUGAAGCUGAUGGAAGAUACAAGAGCAGACUUCACGAUGACGUUUCGUCAGCUUAGUGAGAUUACACAACAACAACUUGCGGCUAACAGCAUUUCUGAGGAAUACUGGGCCAUUCAAGACCUCACAAGACACAAGAAGUUCUCAUACUGGAUUAAACUGUACUUGUCAAGGUUGAAUAGGAAUACAGAGACACCAAUGGCCCACUAAUCCAGUGAACAAUGCAGUGCACAGCUCUGAUAAGCUCCAACAUUAACACAUCGCUCUGAAUAAGCUUCUCUUUAUCUUCACCAAGCAGUUACUUCUCUUAUACAGGCAUUGUCUGCAUCAGGAAUCUCAGGCUAGAAGAGACCACAGGUCACUGGCAGUACUACUUCCAAGGAGGUGUGUGACCCUUCAGAAGAUGCACCAGCGAAGUGUUAGAACAAAGAACAAUGGAAAUUUACAGCCCAGGAAUAGGUCCUUCAGCCCUCCAAGCCUGAGCCGAUCCAAAUCUACGAUUUAAACCUGUCACCCAAUUCCUAAGCAUCUGUAUCCCUCUGCUCCCCACCUACUCAUGCAUCUGUCCAGACACAUCUUGAAUGAAACUACCAUACCUGCCUCUACUACCUCUGCUGACAAUGCGUUCCAGACACCCACCACCCUCUGUGUAAAGUACUUGCCAUGUAUCCUCCUUAAACUUUUCACCUCUCAUUGUUAAAGUGUGACCUCUCAUUAUUGAAUCCUUCACCCUGAGAAAAAGCUUAUCUCUAUCUACUCUGUCUAUACCCUUCAUGAUUUUGUUGACCUCAAUCAGGUCCCUCCUCAAUCUCCUUUUUUGUAAUGAAAAUACUCCUAACCUAUUCAACCUCUCUUCAUAGCUAGCACUUUCCAUACCAGGCAACAUCCUCGUAAACCUUCUCUGCACCCUCUCCAAAGUGUCCAUAUCUUUUGGUAAUGUGGAAAUCAGAACUGUACACAGUAUUCUGAAUGUGGCCGAACCAAUGUCUUGUACAAUUUUAACAUGAUCUGUCAGCUGUUAUACUCAGUACCCCGUCAAAUGAAGGCAAGCCUAUCAUAUGUCUUCUUGACCACUCUAUCAAUCCGUGCAACAUCCUUUAGGGUACAAUGGACCUGCGCUCCCCAGAUCUCUCUGCUCAUCAACUUUUCCCAAGGCUCUUCCAUUUACUGUAUAAUUCGCUCUAGAAUUAGACUUGCCAAAAUGCAUCACCUCACAUUUGCCUGGAUUGAACUCCAUCUGCCACUUCUCCGCCCAAUUCUCCAGUCUGUCAAUGUUCUCCUGUAUUCUUUGAUAGUUCCCUAUGCUUUCUGCUACUCCACCAAUCUUCGUGUCAUCUGCAAACUUACUGCUCAUACCAACAGUGCCCUCUUCCAGAUCAUUUUUGGAUAUCACAAACAAGAGUGGCCCCAGCAGUGAUCCUUGUGGAACACCACUGGUCACCUUUCUCCAUUUUGAGAAACUCCCUUCAACUUCUACUCUCUGUCUCCUGUUGCUGAACCAGUUCUUUAUCCACCUACCUAGAACAUCGUGCACACCAUUUGACUUCCCUUGCAUUCUACAGCAGCAUAGAGACACCCAGCUCAGGGGACACUCUUGCUAGGUUAGAUUCAGCGGUACAAUCUGGUUAACAUACCACUGACACAAGUCUACAGCUGGUGGACGCACCAUGGCUCUGACACUGAAAGAGUACUGCUGAAAACCAGGGACUUACUUUGCCGAAUACAGAAGAUGUGCUUUGCACUUGGCCCCAGAACUUGCAUGCACAGGAACAUGUUACACGUGUAUCUUUCACAAUAGAUUUCCUUGAUGGUGGCUCCGCUACACAAUUGCAUGAUCCUCAUGGAAAAGGUGGCAGAUGUCAUAG
This is a messenger RNA of Hemiscyllium ocellatum (epaulette shark), 3508 nucleotides long. RefSeq names its product protein adenylyltransferase SelO-like. NCBI's taxonomy places the organism in Eukaryota, Metazoa, Chordata, Chondrichthyes, Orectolobiformes, Hemiscylliidae. The record is from RefSeq and is a predicted model, not a curated record. The coding region runs from base 303 to 1853 and encodes 516 amino acids. The transcript is spliced from 17 exons.